Lucilia cuprina (Australian sheep blowfly) is the source of this 1696-nucleotide messenger RNA. It is a transcript of the gene mldr, whose product is annotated as mitochondrial ribonuclease P catalytic subunit. The record is from RefSeq and is a predicted model, not a curated record. The transcript is spliced from 3 exons. Gene Ontology annotation, biological process: mitochondrial tRNA 5'-end processing; tRNA 5'-leader removal. Gene Ontology annotation, molecular function: ribonuclease P activity; protein binding. Gene Ontology annotation, cellular component: mitochondrion; mitochondrial ribonuclease P complex. The coding region runs from base 69 to 1679 and encodes 536 amino acids. Lineage: Eukaryota; Metazoa; Arthropoda; Insecta; Diptera; Calliphoridae.
CAAAACCAUAACCUAAAAUUUUGUUUGCUAAAAAAUAUAAACUAUUAUUAUUAAAAUCGUUCACAAAGAUGCACUUGUCCAAACUAUACCGGUUCAUAAGACCAAAAAUAAUAAUAAUACCAACUAAUAAAAUAAUAUUAAAUUCAAAUAAUCUACGACUAGCGAGUAAUUUUAAAAGGCCUCAAUUAAACACAAAAACAGAUCAAUUGGCUGAAAUCAAAGACACCUACUUUCGUAAUCGUACUGAGUUAACAAAACAAGAUUGGCAAAAUGUAACUGAAAUAUUAAUUAAAAAUUAUAAACAUAUUAAUACAAAUAAUGUAGAUGCUGUUAUAGUGGGUGUAUGCAGCGAUUCUGAACAUUUAUCGUUGGCCAAAAGUUAUAUUAAGCAUAUACAGAACAUUGGUAAACAGCCCAAUGAGGCUACAUUGGGUAAACUGCUACGAGUUUAUAAUAAUGUUUAUCAUGUAAGAGGUGCUCUGGACCAAGAGGAACAGGCAGAAAUAUUGGAAAUAUAUAACAGAAUGAGAGCAAAACACGAAAUAUUGGAUUCCUUAUCUUGUGAAAAUUUAAUUUGUGGUUUAGUAGCUACUGAAAAGUGGAGAGAAGGUUUGGAACUGCUUGAAAUGAUGAAAGUAUCUAGUAAUGCACCUAGUUUACCGGCCUAUACUGAAAUGAUUAUUAAAGCUUUUGCUACCAAUGAUUUGUCCUUGGGAUGGCAGCUAUUGCAUCAAAUGUUGGAACAAAGAAAACAGCCAAAAUGUGAAAUAUUUAUUACUCUAUUAAACACCUUAUUGCAGCAGCAUUUUAAAGAUUUCCAAAUGGAAUUAGAAAAACUAUUAACAUUUCUGGAAACUCAUGAUAUUGUUAUAACACAAAAAGUUGUUGAAACUUUACAAGAUGUGGCCCUAAAACAUCCUAAUCUAUUAGAGGUUACUGAAUCUAAACUAAAACGUUUUGGCAAAUGUUCUUCUUGUGGUCUUCAUAUGAAAAACGUUUCACUAAGUGAUGAAGAUUUUACAAAACUGCAAACAUCUUUCCUAGAUAAAGUUCUAAUACGUAAUGAUGUUUUUCAAAAAUCUACACCUCAAGAAGUAAAACGAUUCUGUGAUUAUGUUGAACGUACAGGACCGUAUGAUUGUGUAGUGGAUGGUCUUAAUGUAGCCUACUCCAUGGGUAGUAGGAAACCUACCCAAGCUUUAGCUAAUUUAUUGGCAUCUGUGGUAAAAUAUUUCCACAAUAAGAAUAAAUACGUUUUAAUUUUAGGCCGCAAACAUAUGAACAAUUGGCCCAAGAAAACUAUGCAAUAUGUCAAGGAUAAUGCAGCUGUUUUUCUUGCCAAUGAUAUCUCCCAGGAUGAUCCCUUCCUGUUGUAUGCCACUUUGAAAAGUGGUCAAACGACUGAUUUCUUCUCAAGAGAUUUAAUGCGUCAGCAUGCUUUCUUACUAGGUCCCGAGUUAAAAGUAAUAUUUCGCCGUUGGCAACAAGAACAUCAAUAUUCAUUGGUGACCCAAACCGAGAGUGGUAAAAUAAUUGUUAAGGAACCCAUACGACAUUUGAUUUGUACACAUAAAGUGGAAGAUGUAUGGCAUGUGCCAUAUAAAAAUGAGUUUUCUCCUCAUAUUACGGAUACUUUUGAAGUACCCGAGCAAUGGUUGUGUUUGAAAAUUAUUAAAUAAAAUGAAUAUUUUUACGU